This is a messenger RNA of Aegilops tauschii subsp. strangulata, 591 nucleotides long. The record is from RefSeq and is a predicted model, not a curated record. NCBI's taxonomy places the organism in Eukaryota, Viridiplantae, Streptophyta, Magnoliopsida, Poales, Poaceae.
AUGCACGGGCCAAGCCCCGCUCGCCACUCGCCCCCUGAUGCCUCACGCGCACACGCUGCCCGCCUCGCCUUGCUCGUCUCCGCCGCGGCCUCGUCGUCUCCCUCGCCGCCAGCUGCUCCGCCCCGCGUAGACGACGCGCCGCGCCCGGCCACCACCCCACGUCCCGCCUCGCGCGCAUGCGCACGCUUGCCCGUGCCCGCGCUCACCGCGGCCCCCACACCGCCCCUGCUGCUGCUCCCCGUCGCCCCGAGCCUCCAGCGCCCUGCCGCGCUCCGUCGCCCACGGGUUGCUCGCCUGCUGCCGCCCAGCCGCUCACGUCGUAGCCUCCGCCCCUCUCGCCACGGCCUCGCGCGCCCGUCGUCCACCUCCGGCCGCCCUGCUGCAUGUCGACAGUCGCGGCCCUCCCCAUGCUCCGCCCGAUUGCAGCCGCCGGAGCUCCACGCCGGCGCGCUAGCGCCCGCGCCCGUCAGCCGCCCUACGGCGGCCAGUCGGGUGCGCCCCCCCGGGCCAGCGCCCGUUCGGGCUGUGCCCGUUAGCACCCGUGCCCGCUAUGGCCCGUGGGCCAAUGACACGAGGGGCCCACGCCCCUGA